GAGAGUAAAAAGCAACUUCCUGUUCUCUUCUUUCGUUUUUAAUUAUCGCUUCAAAUCUACGUUUAUCUUCUGUGGCAUCAGGUGAUAUAAUGGAAUGAGCGUCAGUUUCCACACCACCACUAAAAAUGACGGCACCAGCAGCUGUGAUUGUUUUAAGUGGUAAAAGGAAGUCGGGGAAAGACUACGUUGCCUCGGUCGUUCAGAACAGGCUAGGGGCAGACAUGUGCUGUAUAUUCCGGUUGUCAGGCCCCUUGAAAUAUCAGUAUGCAAAAGAACAUAAUCUAGACUUUGACAGGCUUCUGGAUGCCUCAGAAUACAAGGAGAAAUAUCGCAUGGACAUGAUUCGUUGGGGAGAAGAACGCCGCACUGAGGACCCAUCUUUCUUCUGUCGUUUGGCUACUCAAGGCGAGGGAUCAGAUCGGCCAGUCUGGAUUGUUAGUGAUGCACGUCGAUUGUCAGAUUUACAGUACUUUCACAGUAACUUCAGGAAACAAGUUAUAACUGUCCGUGUCACAGCUGAUGAGGAUGUGCGCAAAGCCAGAGGAUAUGUUUUCACGAAAGGUGUGGAUGAUGUUGAAUCAGAAUGUGGCUUGGAUAUUGGAGUGGAAUGGGAUGUGGUCAUCACGAACAAUAAUGAAGCUAGAAAAUUUGAAGAACAGAUUACUUAUUUAGUGAACCAGGUUCAGGCUCGACUGAGAAACUAGCUCUUUAUUUUUCCUUUUAAAGAAAGCUUGAGGAACUGCAUUUGCUGAAUGAAGAUGCAAAAAUAAAACAUUCCUAAGAAUUUACAUAAAGGCUGAUCUCAAGGGCAGGAGUUCUUGAUCUUUGAUCUCUGUUUAUUAAUGCUUUGUGAAAUGUAUAUCUGCAUCUAAGGAAGCUUUUAGAUUUUGUUGGCUUACAUGGUCUGUUUAGUCUGAUCUUGAAGGCUAACACUUCCAAUAUACUUCACAUUCCCAAAUAUGAACGUCUUUAUAG
Messenger RNA from Pomacea canaliculata, 975 nucleotides. Its product is annotated as phosphomevalonate kinase-like. Gene Ontology annotation, cellular component: cytoplasm. Lineage: Eukaryota; Metazoa; Mollusca; Gastropoda; Architaenioglossa; Ampullariidae. The coding region runs from base 126 to 704 and encodes 192 amino acids. Gene Ontology annotation, molecular function: phosphomevalonate kinase activity. Gene Ontology annotation, biological process: cholesterol biosynthetic process; isopentenyl diphosphate biosynthetic process, mevalonate pathway. The transcript is spliced from 5 exons. The record is from RefSeq and is a predicted model, not a curated record.